AUGGCCGACGAGGCGAUUAAAUCUAGUAGCCAUAAUGUCAUUCAAUUUAAUCGCGAGAGAUUCUGUUUUAUGGUUGCCGAAAGCAUUAAUCAACGCGAUGGUCGGCCAUUAGGUACUUUUAGCGUUGAUCUCAGGAGAGGGUGGUGCGAUUGUAGGAGGUUUCAGGCAUUUCAUUUACCUUGCUCUCAUGGAAUCGCAACAUGUGCCAGUAUACGACAGGACCAUAACAUGCACAUACCAGAUGUUUUCAAGGUUCUAAGUGUAUUCAAAGUAUACAGCCAAAGCUUCCUUAGACUACCACACCAGCAAAAUUGGCCAACAUAUGAAGGAUUCACUCUUUGCCAUUACGAGACAAUGCGAAGAAAUAAGAAAGAGCGUCCAAAUAGUACAAGAAUUACAACUGAAAUGGACGAUUUUGAGAAAGAAAAGAGAAGAUGUGAAAUUUGUCGAGAAAUCGGUCAUAUGCGGAGAAAAUGUCCGAACGUGGCAGGCCCAUCAAAUCGGCCCGUCUAA
Molecule: messenger RNA, 513 nt
Organism: Lathyrus sativus (Indian pea)
Lineage: Eukaryota; Viridiplantae; Streptophyta; Magnoliopsida; Fabales; Fabaceae
Source: the annotation of a GenBank genome assembly